Messenger RNA from Yamadazyma tenuis ATCC 10573, 1551 nucleotides. The record is from RefSeq and is a predicted model, not a curated record. Lineage: Eukaryota; Fungi; Ascomycota; Pichiomycetes; Serinales; Debaryomycetaceae.
UUGCAUUCCGUUCUUGAUCAAAGUAAUUUGAUUUUUGAAAUUCGUCUGGUGUUGAUGGUAGAUGUUCCACGUACUAGUGCUAUAGAUGCUCAAACUGGCCUUAUCCAACUAGCGGAAGAGGAUGUAGGCUCUCACCAUUCCAGGCAUGGUGGUGCAGAUCACGAGAAGAAAUUGCAAAUUGAAGACGAUCACUCAAUCACAGAUGCAGUCGCGAUCCAUAGUCGUGAAAUACCGGUGCUAGAUGAUCCAUCCCUCUUUCCAGAAGGUGGAAGGAAGGCAUAUAUGGUUUUAUUUGGGUCUUUUUGUGGAAUGGUGUCGUGUUUGGCGUUUCUCAAUUCUGCUGGAGUGAUGCAAAACUAUUUGGUAGAACAUAUUUUAACCACCACCCCCACUUCCACGAUUGGGUGGAUCUUCUCAAUCAACUCGUUUAUCCAGUUUGGGUGCUUGUUGGUGGUGGGCCCGAUAUUUGAUCGUUUGGGGGCCAAAAUCCCCUUGAUGGCAGGUAUUUGCCUAUUCGCUAUAGGCUACUUAUGUUGCUCCUGGGCAACAAAGCCGUACCAAUUUAUUUUGAGCUACAGUAUCGUGGGAGGAUUGGGAGCCAGCUUGAUUUUCUGCUGUAACAUCGGGGUUCUUUCCCACUGGUUUCUCAAGAGAAGAGGUCAGGCAAUAGGCACUUCAUACCUUGGAGGUGCUCUUGGAGGUGCAUUGUUCCCAGUGAUGUACCGGUCUCUCUUCCCCCAAAUUGGGUUUGGAUGGACCGUGCGUGUAGGGACCUUCAUCUGCUUGGCACUUCUGGUGGUGUCUCUUCUACUUAUAGAGGAUCGCAAUAGUGUGUUUGCGAGGGCUUCCACUAAUGAAAGCGUGUUUAUGGAGGUGAUUAAAACCAUCGAUAUACGGGUCUUCAAGGACAAAGUUUACACGUGUCUUGUACUAUCACUCUUGGGACAAGGGUUUGCAUUCAUGGUGACCCUGACAUACGUGACUUCAUAUUCCACUGCCCAAGGGUUUUCUCCCGAUAAGUCGUACUUGUUGAUACUCACGUUCAACUCGCUUUCUAUCCCCGGAAGAAUUCUUCCUGGGAUUCUCGCAGAUAAAUACGGCCGGUUUAAUAUGCUAUGUAUAAUCUGCCUGUGCUCCACCAUUACCAUUUUCGUGCUAUGGCUUAAUACGAAGGUGUCUCACACUUUGGUGGGACUCUUUAUAUUUUCAGGAGUUUACGGGUUCACGUCGGGCCUGACACUUUCAUUGGCACCUACCUGUGUGGGGCAGAUUAGCAAAACACAAGACUUUGCCAAACGGACAGGAACUGCUUUUUUUGUGUUUAGUUUUGGUGAUCUCAUUGGCAUCCCUAUUGGAGGUGCCAUUGCGGGAGCCAACACCUCCAAAAGUUAUGACAAUAUGGUAAUUUUCGUGGCAAUUCUGUCAAUAUUUGGAACAUGUGGGGCGUUCCUCUCUCGAUAUCUUUACGCUGGCUUCAAGCCAGUUAGAGUAUGACUUUAGUUUAUAUAAUAUAUAAAUGCGCUCUCAAGGGCAAACGCGAAAAUAUGCCCG